AUGUAUACAACGUCGGCUCGUCGAUUAUACGAGGAUCAGAUACCAUCCUUCAUGUCAGUGUUCGACCUAGACCAGGCCAUGCAAGAUCAGGACACCGUCACGGUCGUCGAUCCCAAAAUGAUGGGGAUCGAAUCAAAAUGCAAUCCACAAUUGCCUUCCGACCCUUCACAACUACUCCAACCACCAGCUAUCCCACCGAAUCAUCAGCAUCGGGACAGUACGUCGACUCAAACAUCUGAGUCUGCGGACUCGUCUCCGACGACGACUGUGUCAUGCACAGAUUCCUCGUCGCUCUCCGACCCGUCUCCUUCUUCGUCGCCGGAUUCUCCUGUCAACUUGGUCCCCUUGAAUGCAUUCCCGUCGACCAACUUUGGGGGCUUGCCGUCCAUGGCGACCCUGGCUGUUUCCGAACCUAGGAAUCAUCUGAUACGCCCCAUGACCUCACCUGCGCCGCGUCGACCAAGGAACAUGAAGGGUCUCUCCAUACAGCCGCCUUUUGCGGCCUCGGCUGCCUCAUCGUCGCUGAUGUCUGAGCCAUCUUCCCCGUCUUUCAUAAAGCCUACAAUCCCGGCCAUGAAGAGAAAGCCAAGCCAGCUCAGCUUAAAAACAAACUCAGAUGACUUGGCUGGCCGCUCGACCCUCGAAGUUCCACAAAGCCCCUCGAUACCUGCGCUCGCACAGAGAAGAGCGCUGAAACAUUCUACAUCAUCCCCACACAUGCUGAGUGGGCUCAAGUCGUCUACUUUUGGUCCUGCCGGUGGCAUGACGUUUCCGACCGUCUUUGAACGCAACGAGUCUGGUCUUUCAUCCUUCCUCAGACCUGGUAAACUACCCUCACCCAACGAUGUGGACGACGCGAUUUUGGAGGAGGACUCGCCUAUCAGGAGCCAAAUGGCCAACCGCACUGCGUUUGAUUUUGAGCCUUAUCAUGAGAAGGAGAGCAACGAGGACCAGAAGUCGCCAGGGUACCCCGAUGGGCCCGUUGCCAUUUAUGGAAGCGAAGUUUACCUCUACAUGGAGCCAACUGCCGAGGAGGCUUCCAAAUUCGACGUUAUCAUUAAUGUCGCUCGCGAAGUUCCCAAUCCUUUCACCUUCAAGGCCACUGACACAGAUGAGUCCAUGGGGGAUACAUCGCCAAUUCCGGACACUGCUGUGACCAGCUCGAGUUUUGCGACUGCAUUUGAGUUCAUACCUGACGACAUGACCCCGACCACGCCAAAGGCGCAGUUCACUCCCAAGGAACCGGAAUACAUACACAUACCGUGGGACCACAACACGGACAUUGGAUCAGAUUUGAUGUUUCUUUGCGAGACAAUCGAGAGAAAGACACUUGCCGGCAAGAAGGUCUUGGUGCACUGUCAACAGGGAGCCAGUCGCUCGGCCAGUCUGAUCAUUGCCUACGGUAUCUACCAGAACCCGGAAAUGAGUGUGAACGAUGCUUAUUACGCGGCGCAGACCAAGAGCAAGUGGAUCAGCCCCAAUAUGCGGUUAAUGUACUGCCUACAGGAUUUCCAGAAGGAGGUCUCGAAGAGGAAGCUGUCACCGAAUUCGGCCUACAAGCCAAGAAGUGGUCGGAGCCCAUCUAAGCACCGUUUGACGCUAUCCGUGGACGCCAUCGAUGUGCCAAAGGAACCGAGAACAGCACCUCUGCCAGACGAUGAUAGCGCAGCAAAGAGCGCAAGUCCGGGCAAUUCGCCAUUGCGCGCCCGCGGGAAUUCUACACCGGACCAACUCACAAUCUCGCCCGGUCCGUCAUCAGCACCGUCGAGUUUCUCAUGGAUGGAGAAGGAGGAUGAGGCUGAUCCUGGUAGAUUUGGGCGCUUCAGUCCCUCGCAAAUGUUUCAAACGCCUCCGGCGAUUCGAGAAGAAACCGUGUGCGGAAACAAAUCGUCGAAUCACUCGGGAUAUUUCCCGAAACCCCCACCGUCCCCAGGGUUUGGAUCGUUCCAGCCAGAUGUACUUCCGAAGGCCCCACUAUCACCUGGAUUUGGGGCUCACCGGUUCGGCGAGAACCGUAGCCUUGGAUUCACUCCCCUGAACUUUGGUUCACCUUCGAGACCCGGAAGUGCUGACCCUCCCGCCAAGGCGGAACGGGAAGUCCAGGUAGUGAACACACUGCCCGAGAGCGCGGCUCUAAUGUCACCGCGAGCUGAGAUCAUAACAAACAACCCGGUUCACAAUUCCUUCGCUGAGUUCACCGGCAUGCGUUUCGUGGAAGUGCCUCCAACCCCCAACGAGCAACUUUUCUCCGCACGCCCAGCGCCAGAGGACGCCUUAUUUUCGCCACGGGAGUCUACUUUCCCACGAGAUACGUUCAAUCACUUUGGACGACCUCGACAAGUCUCGGAUCCUAGAAGCCCACCUACCAAAGGCGAGGCCCCAAUUAUCAGGUCCAUUGACGAUUACAUAUAG
This is a messenger RNA of Diaporthe amygdali, 2412 nucleotides long. RefSeq lists its product as uncharacterized. Gene Ontology annotation, biological process: negative regulation of MAPK cascade; protein dephosphorylation. Lineage: Eukaryota; Fungi; Ascomycota; Sordariomycetes; Diaporthales; Diaporthaceae. Gene Ontology annotation, molecular function: protein tyrosine/threonine phosphatase activity; MAP kinase tyrosine/serine/threonine phosphatase activity. The record is from RefSeq and is a predicted model, not a curated record. The coding region runs from base 1 to 2412 and encodes 803 amino acids. Gene Ontology annotation, cellular component: nucleus; cytosol; cytoplasm. The transcript has a single exon.